This is a messenger RNA of Bombus huntii, 3212 nucleotides long. RefSeq lists its product as uncharacterized. The record is from RefSeq and is a predicted model, not a curated record. Bases 322 to 2418 code for a protein of 698 amino acids. NCBI's taxonomy places the organism in Eukaryota, Metazoa, Arthropoda, Insecta, Hymenoptera, Apidae. The transcript is spliced from 5 exons.
AUGUGUGUAUGUGUGAAAAUAACUGCGAAAAUAUAUCAAAAUGUUCAAACAAAAUAGUACAUAGAAGUAUCCAAUGAUUAAAUCCAAUGAAAAGACAGAACGGAAAUUGGCGAUUUCUAAACUAGCCAAUAUAAAACAGAUAGUAUUGUACUUCAAGCAAUCAUGUUUUUGUGAAUGCGAUGCGCAGCACAAAUGUUAUAUUGCAUAAUUUUGUCGUUUGUUUACUCUUGUUUAUUUUAAAUUAAUUAUAUUAUUGAGGUUAAUGGAUAGUAGUAAAUCUUCGGUAUAGGAUAUUCCUUCAACUUUAACAAGUAACUAAUUAUGACUACGAUGGAUUCUGACUCGGAGAGUCAGGACAGUGAUGAAGGACGACGAUUUCGUUUUGAAGCCACCCGUAAAGAUAAUGUGCAAGUAGAUGUAAAAUCAGGAAAGUCAGAACAGGAAUUUUGCUAUAGUGAUAUAGAAUACAAAGACAAAAAAGACAAAUCUAAACAUGAUUGUAAUAGAGAACAUAGAUUUUCAAAAGAAUUAAACAUUGAUAAUAAAGACCUCAAAUAUUCUACUAAAUACACAAAACAUUCUGUCGAGUCAAGGAACUCAAGACGCGAAGAUAAUAAAGAUUAUAAAAGUGUAAGAGAUGUCAGUUCGGAUACCAAAAGUACUUCGUUAUCCUCAAAGCAUAAAACAAAAGACCCAAAACGACAUAAAAAUCGAGAUCGAAACGAACAUCGAAGCGACAGAUCUCAAGAACGAUGUCGUAGCAGAAAUGAAAAUGAUAGAUCUCAAAAUGACAAGCAUAGAAGUAAAUCUAACGAAAAAUAUAAGCAUCAUAUUUGCGAUAAAAGUCGUGAUAAAAGUUAUCAAUCAUAUAAAGUAAGAUCUGAAGAUCACGGUAAGUUUCGAGGAGAGUCUGAAAGAUAUAUACAUAAAAGGAUGCAGGCAAAAGAAGAUGAAGGGCAACGCUUAGAAGCAUACUCCUCACCCAAAAAUAUAGGGCAGGGUCAUAGCGGUAAUGAAUCACUAAUGAAAAGAGAUUUUUCAGUGGAGAGUCAAGGAUAUAAGGAGGAAUUAAAUUUAUCUGAAUUUGAUAUCCUGUCGGAAACGGAUGAAAAUAUGUCUGAUAGUUCGGAAAUAAGAAACAGGAACUCACUAUCACGACAACAUAAUAAGAAGUCGAAAAAAAGAAAUUUGAGCAAUGAAUAUGAUAAUUCACCGAAAAAGCACGUGAUACGAAUCGAAUCCAUGGAAGGAUCGCAAAAGGUAAAUGCAAGGAAGAAUGAUAUGUUGUAUGGUUCCAGCAAUAAUAAUUCUGGUGCCAUUUCAGAUUCCUCAUUAGGUACUACGUCGCCUAUACUGACGGAAUCAAGGAAAGAUACAGUUGAUUUAAAUAGUAAGGAAGAAAAUUUGAAUUUUACUGAGCAAACUUCCUUGCAUCUUAAUAAUUACGACUCUGUAAAAGUAACAGAUGUCCAUUCAUCUCAUAUGUAUGCUGAGAAAUCUACGACAUAUGGACCGGCUUUGCCGCCGCAGUUAAUAACUAAUUCCCCCACUAGUAUGGAAUCAAAUACAGAUAUACAUUUUAUAGGACCUUGUUUACCAAAAUAUGAUGCACAGAAUAUAAAUGAAAGAAUUGAAAAAGACACACUAAAUAGUAUUAAUCGAGAUAAUAUAAUGCAAAACGAUUUGGAUGUUGUCUUUGGUCCAGCAUUACCACCACAUUUAUUAAAGCAGAAAUGUAAUGAUGAAACAAAUACAAAAACCAUAGGCCCUACUCUUCCAAAUACCAUAGAGUCGUUUAAUAAUAAUGAAGUAGAUCAAACAGAAUCUGAAGACGAAGACGGCAUAGGUCCAUUGCCGGUUAAUCAUCCAGCGUUAGAGAGUAACUAUGUACAUAGACAAUUGGAACAAAGAGCGCAGCUAAUUAAAAGUGAACAAAAGGACGAGGAUUAUAGUAUGGUGAAUCAACGGGAAGAAUGGAUGAUCGAGUUACCUCCGACUCAGAUCAAUAAUUUAGGAUUAACAGCACGAAAAUUUCGAAUGAAAGCAGGUCCAGAUAUGUCUGAUAGGUCGUGCUGGACAGAUACUCCAGCAAAGAAAGCUGAGAAACGGAAACAACGAGAAGAAGAAAAACUGUACAAUGUUCAAACAUCAAUUCGAGAGUUAUUUGAUGAAAGUAAUGAAACUGAAUGUCGGAAAAAUAAGAAAUGUGAAAAGUCACUUUUAGAAAUACAUCAAAACCAGCUUCAGGAAAAAAAACGGAAAGAAGAGAAAAAGGCAAGAUCAACUGAGCAGGUACUUAGAAGACCAUUUGACAGGGAUAUUGACUUACAAGUUAAUCGAUUUGAUCAAGCUCAGAAGAAUGCUAUCAUUAAUAAAGCACAACGUUUGGAUGAAAGAUUUUCUCGUGGAAAGUUUUAAUGAAAUCAGAGUAAUGUUUCACUUCAUUAUUAAAAUCUGAUAGAAAAUAACGAACUUGGUGCAAUGUAUAAAUUUGUAAUUUGUUUCAGUAUAAGCGAUUUUGCUGAUGAGUGCCUUCACCUUAUAUGUGUGUAUGUGUAUGUAUAUAUGUGUAUAUAUAUACACACACAUGUUUAUUUAUAAUGGAAUAACACUUUGAUACAAGCCGAAAUUUCUGAUUUUCCAUAAUGACCUUUCUUUCUAAUAUAUUCAGUAUAUUACCAUUGUAAUAGUUAAUCACUUUUUUUAUAAAUGAUGAUAAUUAUGCUGAAAUAGUAAAAAUAUAGUCUUUUCGAAGUCACUCAGGCAAAAUAUGUUAUAUACUAUGAUGUAAAUUCAAUUAAUUAUUCCUUAAGUAUUAAAAAACCAGAUUACAUAUAAAUAAUGUUUUUUUAAUUGUCUUUAUAAAUGAUAAAGUCGAAUUUCAGUUUUGCUAUGUAUUACACUUGUUGAAUCAUAUAUUUUGUAAAUGAUCGUUCUUCAUACUUGUGAUGUGCACAUGUGCUAAUAAUUUCUUAACAUAAAAUAUAAGUAACAUAGAAAAGUACGAGAUUAUAAAUACAUAGACAUAAAUUUUACAUCCGAAAACAGAAAAGUAUCUUCCCUUGUUUGAUUUUACUGAGUAAUCAGUCUUUUCUGUGAUUAUUUAAGUACACUGGCGUUAUAGAUGUUUUAUCUAAUGUAAACAGUUGUAAUUGUACUAAUUAUAUUAAUUGUAAGUAUGUAUACUUUAAAUAUACUUUUUACGAAAAUCA